AGUGGAAUAUGGUGAGCGCUGAAGAGCAGCAGCGUGUGCAGAGAAUCCAGCGUAAUGACGGGGAGUUCUGGAUGUCUCUGGCAGAUUUCUGCCAGAACUUUGACAUGCUAGAGGUUUGUCACCUGAGCGAAGACACGCUGAGUGAGAGCGGAGACAAAAAGCCCUGGAAUUGCACUUUGCAUCACGGAUGCUGGAUUCCUCAGCAAGGGUCUCCUCAGUACAGUCUGACCCUGCUGGAGGAGGACGACGACCCCAGUGACCCUGAACUAACGUGCUCAUUCCUGCUGGCGCUCAUGCAGAAACACACUCGUAAGAGAGGAGUGCAGUCCGAGGUCACGCUGCAAAUAUACAAG
Sinocyclocheilus grahami is the source of this 353-nucleotide messenger RNA. Its product is annotated as calpain-3-like. Gene Ontology annotation, cellular component: cytoplasm. NCBI's taxonomy places the organism in Eukaryota, Metazoa, Chordata, Actinopteri, Cypriniformes, Cyprinidae. The record is from RefSeq and is a predicted model, not a curated record. Gene Ontology annotation, biological process: proteolysis. The annotation marks the transcript as partial. The transcript is spliced from 3 exons. Gene Ontology annotation, molecular function: calcium-dependent cysteine-type endopeptidase activity.